Molecule: messenger RNA, 7154 nt
Organism: Schistosoma rodhaini
Lineage: Eukaryota; Metazoa; Platyhelminthes; Trematoda; Strigeidida; Schistosomatidae
Source: the annotation of a GenBank genome assembly
CCCUGAAUCUUGUCUGUGUUUUGGUACGUUAACCUGAGGAACCUUUAUGUAUCUCACAUCCAGGGAAACACUUAUUGUUCAUUCAUUAAUAUUUUUAAUGCAUUUAUAGAUUACUGUAUUAGGAAUUUUGCAUCCUUAUGUAAAAGUUGUGGUGCUUAAAAAAUGUCUUUUUAGAAUAUUGUCACAGUAUAAUAUAAUGUUGACCUUAGGCGAAUUAUCAGUCUAUUGAGAAACACUUCCUGGUUAUCGGACAAUUGGCAAUACGUAGCAAUAAAUGAAUAGUGGUAUUACAGUUCUAAUCGUAAUGAAGAACUCUCGUAAUUUAAAUUAUCCCACUUAAUAAAGGAAGGUCAGGUUUAAAUAAACAAAUACAUGCUAAGAUUUUGAUUCAGGUUUAUCACCCCACAGAGUUCUCGUCACAAACUGACAUCAGUCAAUGCACUGUUGAAACGAGUUCUUCGCUUUAAACCCGAAUGCAUCUACAUAUUGGUUAAACCAUGAACUAUGAAAACACCCCAAAAUAUGAGGAUCAAUGGGCAAAUUUUAUACAGUCAUUAGAUGUUGAUCCAGAUAAAGCCAAGGGUAUUGAACAGCUACCUGAUGAUCAGAAACGUCAAUUAUUGGAAAAUUAUGCUGUAAAAAAUCCAAAGUUUUCCGCUUUUCAUUAUGUUAGCCUGAUUAAGGGCUUACGUGUCGGGCGGUCAACAUUGACAAAGAAUCCUCGUAAAGGUGAUGCUCAGCAAGCUAAAGAAAUUCUUUUAGCCACAGAAAUAUCCUUGCGAACAAAUAAUGUAGCUUGGGUUUAUGAUUUUCUCGAUCAAGAGGGUUUGGAGGCAUUAGUGAAUUAUGUGUCUAGAGUAAUACAUAUGGUUAUGAGAACUGAUUUCCGCCCUACAGUGGAUGCCAUUCAACAACAACGUUCCGCUCUUCUAGGUUCACUUAGUUCGGAUCAAGCGGUUUCUAUAACUGAUCUGUGCGAUAAUAUUAAUGAAAGUGAUAAAGUUGGAUCUGGUUUAUGGUGCUCUAGUUUAAGGAAGAAAAAACAUGAUCGCAUUUCUUUUUCGCCUAUUCAUGUCCGAAAUAUAUCUGAUUCAAUCAGAGAUAGUCUUCAUCAAGGUGUCAGAUGCUUUCGUGCAUUACUUAAUAAUCAGCGUGGUUGUUCAAUGGUAUUUGAACAUCCUCAUGCCGUAAAUGUUAUUGCUCUAUGCCUCCUUCAUCCAAGCUACCAGACAAAAACUUUAGUACUUGAACUUUUAACGGUUGUUUGCCUAAUCACCGGUGGACAUGAACGUGUAUUAAAUGCAUUUGAUAAUUUUAAAAAGGAAGUUGGGGAAUCUACACGUUUUGAAUAUUUAAUACAUUAUUUUUUCACACAUGAAUCUGAAUCUUCAGAUUAUAAUAUGGAUUUUAUGGUAUCUUGUAUGCAGUUUUUCAAUAUAGUUGUACAUUCAACAGAUGACAUAAUGUUAAGAGUGUAUUUACAAGAAGAAUUUAAACAUCUUGGAUUAGUUAAUUAUUUAUCGCGAAUAUACAAUCAAUCUGGCGAUCGUCUUCUACGUCAAAUAGAAGCAUAUAAUGAUAAUGAAGUAGAUGUUGCAGUAUUACUAGAAGAUUCACAAAUGCGUGAUAUAUUACAACAAGAGAAAGAACAAGCAGAAUCAGAUCUGAUCAUUUUACAAACUCGUACAGCAACAAUUCAAGCAGAAUAUGAAAAUAAAUUAUUGCAGCUUCAACAAAACAUACAAGCUUUGGAAAUAAAAAAUCAAGAUUUGGAGAAUCAGCGCACUAACCAAGAUGGUCAACUGUCUACACUGCGUGCUCAACUAUUGGAUAAAGACAAAAGCACAACAGAACGUGAGCGUAAUUUACAACAACGACUACGUGAACUAGAAGAUACUUUGAAUACAGUUAAAAAUUCACAAUCGAAAUCACAGAUACAAGUGAAUGGUAUAGUUGAUAACUCUAUCGAAUCGGUAAACACAACAAGUGUUAUUACUUCUGGUAAUAAUGCUCCUCCACCACCACCUCCUCCUCCCCCUCCGCCACCACCCCCGCCACCCCCACCACCAUCUGCAAGUGGUAUACCGCCACCACCGCCUCCUCCCCCGCCGGGAAUGGGUGCAACGGUGUCUGGUGCAGAAGGUGUUUCCAUACGGCCACCCAUACAAACUCGAUACAAAUUACCGUUAGUUAAUUGGGUCCUGUUGAAAAAUCAACAACUUCGUGGUACGAUAUUUGUCGGCAUGAAUGAUGAAGCCGUUUUGGAUGCAUUGGAUACUGAGAAAUUUGAAAAUCUGUUCAAAUUGUCUAAUCAGUCAGUGAAUAAUAGUAAUAAAUCGAGUAUAAAUAAUCUAGCCAAUGGAUUAGAUCAGAAAGACAGUCGAAUAAGUAAAAAAAUUGAGAAAAAAUCUUUGAUGGAUCCAAAUAGACAUCGUUGUAUCGGUGUUUUAUUACGUUAUUUAGAAUCUGAAAAAUAUACACCAGAACGUUUAUGGAAUGAUAUUAAUCGUUUAGAACUAGGUCAAGAUGUAACAGAUCGUAUUUAUCAUCAAUUGCCAACAUCUGAUGAAGUGAAAACUUAUUUAAAUUAUGAAUUCACUGAACAACGAUCUAUUGAUGAUUUAACGGAUGAAGAUCGUCUUUUAUUACAUUUAUGCAAAGUUGAACGUUUAGGACCUAGAUUAGAAAUUAUUUUAUUCAUGAAUUCAUUUGAAGAUAAUUUGAAUGUAGUGAAUUCGAAAAUUAUCGCUGUAAGAUCAGCUUCGUUAGCAUUGAAGAACAGUUGUAAAUUUAGAGCUAUCUUGGAAAUUAUAUUAGCUUUUGGCAAUUAUAUGAAUAGUUCCAGACGUGGUAUUGCCUAUGGUUUUCGUUUGCAGAGUUUAGAUGCUUUAUCCGACACACGGACUUUGGACAAAUCAUGGACUCUUCUUCAUUUCAUAGUUGAAACAAUUGAAACCCAAUUUCCUGCCUUAGUUAAUUUUGACGAUGAAUUGACUGGUGUUGUAGAAGCUGCAAAGGUUCCAACAGAAGCUUUAACAAAUGAUAUAGCAGCAUUAGUUUCUGGUAUGUCACAAGCUGAUAAAGAGACAAUUAUUUUUGGUUCAUUAAAAACACCACAACGUUUAUCAGAUUUUGUAUUGAAUAAUAAAUCUAAAGUGGAAUCAAUUGAAAAAGAAGCAGAAAUUGCACGUAAUAUGUUUGCUAGAACAAUUGAAUGGUUUGGUGAAGCACAAAUUAAACCUAGUCCAGAACAAUUUUUCAGUUUAAUUGUUCGAUUUAUUAAAAAUUUCAAAAAUGCAAUAGUUGACAAUGAAGCACGACGUCGUGUUGAAGCUCUUCAAAGUUUAAAUUCUGUAACCGGUGAUGAUAAUGGACCAUUAUCAUCAAUCAAUCAAAUUUCAAUAAACCAUAUUCCAAAAAGACCAAAAGAUGAUGUCCCUAUAUCGGAAUUACAGAAGCGUUUGGCACAAGAAGCUCGGUUGGCUAAACGACGAUUUAAAAACCGUACUAGACAGAUCACAGGAGAUGGAAUGAUGGAUGAAAUUCUAGCAGGUCUUAUAUCGGAGCCUUUACAAGCUGAAGUUCAUCCACAUCGUAAUCGUCUAUCUGAAAAUAAUAAUUGAAAUAUUUUAUUUCUGAUUUCUAUCCAUAAUUCAAAUAAUUAUUCACACACACAUACACACACUAUACACCUAUUAGCUUGUUUUCUACGCCCAAAUCAAUGAAUUAACUUGUCAUCUUUCUUAUUCAUUACAUUUCGAUUCCUUCUUUUUGUUUUCUUUGUAAUUCACAUUAGUUUGUUCAUUGUGACUUGUUGUUUGUUAUAGUUUAUGAUGACUAGUCAACUGAUAGAUUUACAUACUACAUAUAUGUAGUCUUCUGUUUUGGAUUGUGCUUCAAUUAAUUUACCUAUGAAUAUUAAGAUCUUAUCUAAAUGAUCAUUAUUAUUAUUGUUGUUUUUUUUUCUUUUUGUAUUCAAUUCAUUUAACUCAUCACUGAUUUGUUGUUUACAAGUCGGAUAGAUUGACAUAUUGUUUUUUAUUUUUAAUAUUCAUUUCAAACUUGUUUUGUUGGCUUGGUUUUUUUUUCUUUUCUAUAAUCUAAUUGGUUUGCAUCAAUACUUUUGUUUAGCUCUAUUAUGUUCGAAUGUAUUAGUGUUGGUAUUAGUUAGUGUUAUGUGUCGGUUUUUUGUUGUUGGUUUCUUUGAAUAUCCACACUGUUUUUUAUAUUUGAUGAUAUUCGAAUGUUUGUGUUAUCAUUGUAGCUCAAAUUCCUCUUCUUUUUUUUUUAAGUUCCCUUUUUAUUAAUUUACUUGGUAAAGCUCAUUGUUAUUGCUUUCCUCCUCUCUACUGAUCAUUAUCUACAGUUUAUUCUACUUAGAUAUUGUAACUAAUGAUGAUUUCUCUUUUAUCUAUUAAGAAAAAAAAAGACAUUCUUUUUCUGUUCAAUUUUAAAUCUAGUCACAUUUUUAAUUGAUUGUUAUAUGAUGAACUAUGUGUCACUCCAUCUCUUUUUUACUCCUUAUUUGUUUACCGCCUUAUUUGUCUUAUCGACUUCUAGAAGGUUUUUUUUAAUAGUUAGGAAGAGAAGUGAAUAGACAAUGAUCUCCCGGUUAACCAAAUCUCUCGCUUUUUUUCAAUCAUUCAAACCAAACCUCUGCAAAUGAACAUAUAUAUAUACAAUAUCUGUAUAAUAAUUAUAAAUAGUAUUUUUACACUGUGUCCAAGUAUUGUAUUCAUAUUCCUUACUUUACCCAAUUAAUAUUCCGUUUUUCUAAUUUAGUUAUUUAUAUUCUGUGUUGCUAUAGUAGUUGCACUCAUAUUGCCUGUUGUAUGUUUUAUUAAAAUUGACAUGUAUGUGCACACAUAUUUAUUAUUGCAUUGAAAUAACAAUCAAAUUCCCCUUUGUAUAUCUCUCUCUCUCUCUACUCACGUUUUGGUAAAUUUACUCAUAGAGUGUAUUAAUCAGGGUUUUAUCCACAAUCGGAGACAUUAGUCGUCCUUUUAAAAAGUUUAACUUUUUUGUUCUUGUAUAAGUUAUUUCAAAGUAAUCUUUUAUAAUUAUUUAUCAUCGAUGCCUGCUUAUUCAUGUUGGUAUGUUUUGCUUUCACAUUUGUUGAUUACGUAAUAAUGACAAUAAUGAACAGUAAAGAAAAAAUAGAAAAUGGUUAUACUGGUAUUCUUGUAAAUUUAUUAUACCAGGAAAAUUCCUCAUUUUGUAAUUGAACUUUGUAUUGAGAAACUAUUUCUUAUGCCCUUUUAUAAAUCUGUAUAAAAAUUUACGUGUUAAUUUUGGGUUAUAAUUUAUAUACAUAUAAAUAUAUAUGAUAUCUUAUCAGGCUUUUAUUCUAUCCAGCUGAUAAAACGCCCCCAAAUGUACUGGUAUGUCCAAGAGUGGGAAGAGUCAGCUCUCCCUCUCGAAAUACCUAUACCUAUAUUAUCGAAAGCACAUCGACUAGCUCCCCAAAAACUGAGGUUGAUCAAAAGCGCAUUCAAGCGUAUGUUAGGUUUGGGAAGUAUUCGGCCGUCAAACAGCCUAUAGGCAUCUCCCUCACACACAGUAACUAAAAAGAACAGCAACGAUUGGCGUCUAACUGGCGACUCUCGGCGUUUGAAUGUGAAUACCAUUCUUGAUCGUUACACUUUGCCUCACAUUCACGAUUUGCCAGCCACCUUGAAAAGUACAACUGCUUUUUGAAUAUCGAUUUAGUGAAAGCACAUAAUCAAAUUCCUACGGCCUCUGACGACAUUCCUAGAACCUCUAUCAUCACACCUAUGAGUUUUCACUCACGCCGUUCGGCCUAAAAAAUGUUGCACAAACCUUCCACAGGCUCAUCAAUGACGUCUUUCGAGGUCUCAACUUCGUACAUAUGUAUGUUAUGGCUUUUAGAUCAUCAUCAAAAUCCUCACGGUUUUGUUUUACUUCCUUCUUAGCGAUCGCUAUAUCACGGCCAAGAGCAUAUCUCAAGCUUUCGCUCGCCAUCGAUGUUCCAGAGACUAAAGAAUGAAUGCUACUUGACCGAGGUUUGAAUCGUAACAUUAGCUUUUCAAACUCUUUAUUCAAGGUGGUUGAGUCGUCUGAGUAGUCAUCGAUUCCAUAAUCCUUGGUAAACUGACCGGAGCUAGAAUUUGUGAUGUCUUCUGAAUUUUCGUUGGCACCGUAAAGAAAACGUUCCAUGAGUGCGACUUUAUCUUUAGAAACCUUUGAGAUAUCUGUUUCUAUUGUCUUUGCUUUCAAUUAUUUGUUGUCCCCAGCCACUUUGGCAUUAUCACUACCGAUUUCUAAGGAUUUCACAUUGUGGCCACCUGCAAGUUCUACAAAAUUAUCCUCCUAUGUCGAAAGACUCGGCUUCUGAAUCCAUAUUAAGGUUACUAAUAAUGUGCUCAUCGUAAUCAACUUCAGGUUCGCGUAUUCUAGAUGAGUCAGAAUCACUGGAAGCAUUGCUGGCGCAAUAUUCAGGUAUUACAGUUAUAAUGUAGGCUUCUUUGGUAUCAUCAGAUUUGAGAUGUUGCAUAUAGUCGUAACCGUCAUCCACAAACACUUCAUAGUUAAAAUGAAUAGGGACUCCUGGCAAAGGUUUCGACAAUUCUUUUUCGACCGGCUUUAGUUCACACUGUUUGAAAUCCUUUCUGUUGAAUUUUUUCAUCAUAAAAGACCAGCUGAUUUGUUAGCGGGAGCGAGAUAGGACGAACGUAGCAACUGAUGUAUUACUAAAAUGACCGCCAAUACAACCCCUCACUUGGUCCACACUAUUAACGUCACAGUUCUUUUUGCCGCCAUUCAAAGUAAAACGGUUCUGGACGGAAUAUAGGAACCUUUCACAUUACGGGCUUCUGUAUCUAGUAAGAGCGGAUCAUCGGUGCCGCCGGAUAAGAAAUACCAAGUUGACGGUAAUGAUUUUAGACCAGAUAUGAAACGACUAGCGCCACUGACAAAUACAUCGACUCCAAAAAAUCCCACAGAAUUACGUUCACUAGUGGGUGUUCUUCAGUACUAUUCUCGUCUUAUUCCUAAUUUUUCUUGUCGUGUCAACGGUUUAUUUAAUAUUUUGACAUCCGGGUCAUUCAAAUGGGGUGAGAAACAAGAGUCAUGCUUACGAAGUCUGCCAAAGUUUCUUCAAAGUGAUGCUAUUCUUCGAACUUACUCACCCAGUG